GGCUCGUCCAAUGGUGCGAAGCAAGUCGAUGUCGUCGCGGUCAGGCAAAGGUGAGUGAGUCAUCAACCCCCAGUUUACUCCUGCCUUCCUGUGAUUAAUUUUGCUCGUUCAGUUAUAGAUUAAUCAAUUACCAAUUAGGAAAAGCACAUUCAACCACUCUUAAUUAUAAAACCAGACAGUCAACUCUCCCAGCCUUUAGAACCAGUGCACCGUGCACGUCACUCUCCAAGAUUGUUUUCGUAUAACAGUAUCGCCACGGCGAUAGUGAUUUUGCUGAAGUUGCAAUCCAACAUCACAUAUCUCUCUGGGUUAUCUCUUUCUCUCUGCUCUCCAAACUGAUGUUGCACGCUGUGCAGAAGAGCUGUUUAAUUUGCAUAUCCCGGGCGUAGAAAGAGAGCAAGACAAGGAAGAAACACAAGAGGAGGAAGAAUUAAGCCGUUGAAAAUUAUUUUGAACUACAAAUUUAAUGGUAUGAUUAUGCAACGCAUAACCCACAUUUUGAUGAUCAAACCUGGUCAAUGCUGAAUGUAGAGAUACGUGCGCACCAUGUAAGUAGGGAGGGUAGCACCCUAGGAAAAGAUUCCCUUGCACACGAUUUUUCUUUAACUUGAAUAAAAACAAGAUUGAUGGUGAUGUGGCAUCGUAUGGUUGACUAUAUCAUAUAAACACAAUUUUUUAUUAAAGCAUAAUAUGAUGCCUAGUGUUGACAUCCCAACCAACGUAUGCUCAGAAUGCAGUACCCAACAAUUGCACAUAAAAUGAAAUCUAUAUAUGUACACCGGCGCACUCGUUGAUAAGUCACACAGAGCUCACAAAAAGCAAGGUUUCUCCAAAAGCAAUGAAAGGGAGCCUCUGCCAUGAGUUGAAGAGUGACCUCCCGGCAGCCGAGGUGUGGGAGGUCUAUGGAGGCCUCCUUUUGGGCCAGUUGAUCCCUCAAUUGCUUCCCGACGUGCUCUCAAAGUUCGAGGUUGUGGUUGGAGAUGGUGGUGUUGGAACAGUCUUGCGUCUCACCUUUCCUCCUGGAAUCGCUGGACUGGAAUACCAGAAAGAAAAGUUCACCAAGAUUGACAAUGAAAACUAUGUCAAGGAGGCACUGGUAAUAGAAGGAGGUCUCCUCAAUCUCGGAUUUUUGAAGUAUUUCGUACGGUUUGAGAUUGUACGGGAUGCAGAUAACACAUCUACAAUAAUAUCAACUGUGGAAUAUGAAGUUGAGGACGAGCACACAGGCAACGCAGCCUUUGUCACUACCAGCACUUUCGCUCGUAUUGCUGAGGCCAUCACAAAGUACAUCAAGGCGCAGAAGGGCGAUGAGAAAGCCCCAGAGCAAACUUUGUAAGAAGAAAGCAUCCCACCAUACUUUGAAGUCUGUACAUAUACAUAUAUGUUUAAUGCUACAUUUGAGGAGGUGUUUGUGAGAAAAAAAGGGAUGUGCCAGUCAGGCUUGGGAGGCACAUACUUCUCCGUGGAGAAACUGAAACUGGGGAAUAUGCAAGUCUGUUUUCAAGAGCUAGUGUCCAGCUGGUCCACGCUCG
Molecule: messenger RNA, 1532 nt
Organism: Triticum aestivum (bread wheat)
Lineage: Eukaryota; Viridiplantae; Streptophyta; Magnoliopsida; Poales; Poaceae
Product: norbelladine synthase
Exons: 2
Coding region: 839-1336 (165 amino acids)
Biological process (GO): defense response; abscisic acid-activated signaling pathway
Cellular component (GO): nucleus; cytoplasm
Molecular function (GO): protein phosphatase inhibitor activity; abscisic acid binding; signaling receptor activity
Source: RefSeq, a predicted model, not a curated record